CGUAAUGUUUCUAAAUUCAGUGCAUGAACAUGGCUCGGUGUUACAACCUAGAUUUUGCAUGUAGCGUUAAUUUUAUUUUUUGUUCUUUAAGUUUAUAUUAAAAAAUGUGCCUUGAAUGUACAUAACUACUACUAUGUAUAAAGAUUACUUACAUUAAACUACACUUAGGCGCGCCCCAGCCUCUUUUAUAACAAGUGCUCGAACAGUGAUACCUGUCUAGUUGGGUUUCCUAUGUUGCUGAACAACUUUUUUUUAUGAAAAGUCAAUUCUGGACAGAUAUGAUUUCAGGUUCCUUAUUUUGUUGAUGAAGAGACAGGUUGGGGACUGGAGGUUGACAAGCUUAAGAAACAAUUGGAGUAGUAGGCUCAGUCUAAGGGUAUCACUGUUAGAGCACUUCUUGUUAUAAAUCCACGAAACCCAACUGGACAGGUUCUUGCUGAGGAAAAUCAAAAGAAAAUUGUCAAAUUCUGCAAAAAUGGACUUGUUCUUCUUUCAGAUGAGGUCUUGUAAGUUGCUUGUUGAUUCGUUCCCUGGCAGUUGUACCAAGAAAACAUAUAUGUCGAAGACCAGCAAUUCCAUUCUUUCACAAAGAUUGCACAAUCAAUGGGAUACACUGAUGAUGAUCUUCCCUUGGUUACUAUGGAGAAUGUGGAAAACGAGGAGGCUAUAUGGAAGUAACCAUGCUGGGGACGAAUCUUAUGAAUCCUUUUAUGGUAGAGAAAGAUGGGAUCCUCUCAUCACUGGCUCGACGUGCAAGGUUUGUCCUACUUGUUGCAAGAAUGGUCAGUUGUAAACAGUAUUCACUGCUACUGUCUUUUGAUCAAAAAAACAAUAUUCACUGCUGGAACUGUAAAUUUGGAACUACUGCCACUUCUCUUGUGGGUUAUUGUAAAACUGAAAAAAUAUCCAAAGUAUUGCUAGCUUAUGGAAUCCUAAGCGGUGAAUGGUUUGUACAUAUUCUAGAAAUCCUUUGGUGGUAUUUUUUUUUUCAAUUCCUUUCUUGA
This is a messenger RNA of Oryza brachyantha (malo sina), 1004 nucleotides long. RefSeq lists its product as uncharacterized. Lineage: Eukaryota; Viridiplantae; Streptophyta; Magnoliopsida; Poales; Poaceae. The transcript is spliced from 5 exons. The record is from RefSeq and is a predicted model, not a curated record. Bases 476 to 793 code for a protein of 105 amino acids.